Aegilops tauschii subsp. strangulata is the source of this 3092-nucleotide messenger RNA. RefSeq lists its product as uncharacterized. The record is from RefSeq and is a predicted model, not a curated record. Gene Ontology annotation, molecular function: chromatin DNA binding; transcription coactivator activity. NCBI's taxonomy places the organism in Eukaryota, Viridiplantae, Streptophyta, Magnoliopsida, Poales, Poaceae.
GAAAGCGACUGCGUCGGCAGACAAAUCUCACACGCUCCCCAUCUUCUCUUCCCUGGCACGACACCGCCGCCGCGGCGGCGAGCGAUUCCGAUGGCGGCCACGGGCGGCGGAGGCGGUGGCGGUGGCCGCCACUGGAUCGAGGCGGAGACGCCCGACUUCCGAGCCAGGAUGCGCCGUAUCUACCUACCUACCAAAUUGGCCACAUAUUUUCAGCCCAAGUAUUCCCCCAAUUCCCUGGAGGCCCAAACACUUAUUGCCAGAUUGGAGGAGGAUGCCUUCAGGGGGACAAACAGUAAGGUAGAGUACGUGAAAAAAAUAUCUGACAAGGUGGUCACUAUGUUGAGAAAUAAAACUGACGAGCUACAACGACGAGCGCAGUUACAAAGCCAAUUGCAACAGGCUAUUGAAGCACAGGCUUUACAUGGAGGCAGUUCUUCUGUAAUGCCAGAGGCAGUGAUGGUGGCUAGUCGAAGGCCAACUUCUCAGUCUAUGGCACCUCAAACUUCAGGCCUAGUGCCAAACCAGAACAUGCUUCACCCUUGCACGUCAAACAUGCAGAUUGAGGUUGAGAAAAAGCAUCAUGGUCAGGAUCAUUAUCCAAACUUUCAACCCAUGGGAAUCACUAGAGCAGGGCCGGGUGUCCAGUCUGGUGCAUGGCCGAUGCAGUCAGGAGCCAGUCAGAGUGAGAGCCAGUACAUGGCCAGGCAACCGCAGGCUACAAAUUUUGUUGGCUACAGCCUAGCAAGUGGGUCAAAGCCAGUUAUUCGGCCAAAUUCUCAGCACAAUCACCCACUUGGCCAAAAUGAUAGUGCUAUUGGAGUGCGACAGCCGCAGAUUACAAGGUUGAAUGAAAUUUUGAGAGCCAACCAACAAGAGAUGGGCACACAAAGGUACCAAAUGCUUGGAGCACAACAAGCUGAUGUCUCCAAGAUGCAGCCUGGUCAGCUUAGAAUACGGAAUAAUCAGGAGGAUGCUAGGCAAACAGGUUUCUUACAUCCACCAUUCAAGGUAUCUGAGCCCAUGACUCCACCUGUACAACAGAUUCCAGGUGCUCAGCAAUCUCAGAUUCCAGCUAUGAUGGGAAGUACUAGAGAAUAUGAUCUCGAGGAAAUAUUUUGUAAGAUCAAGUCUUGGAAAGAUGCUUAUUUUCCUCAGUUUUUGGAACUGGAUCGUAGAGUCGUUCUUCCAACACUAACAGAGGAACAAUUCUCAUCACUACCUGAAGCAAAAGCUAAUCUAUACAUACGCAAAGCAGAUUUCAAGAAAUCAAUCAGAAGGAUACUGAAUUUAAUGUCGUUGCAGAAGAGUGAUGUGCACGAUGGUUUGAAGGUGGACCUCCCCAAGUACGAAAAACUCAUACAUCAUUUCCUGGCUCUUCUGGAGAGGAAUAAAACUUGCCAUGCAAAGAUGAAUACAGGAUAUCAGUUGCAGAAUUGUGAUGAGCAGCGUAAAGCCAUCAAUCUUACUGGCAAUGCAUCCCCAAUCACUGGUGGUACAAGUAGAGAGCAAAAGCAACCUGCAGAUGCAAGGAUUUUGCAGCCGAGGCAAACAACUAUGGCUAGAACAACAACACCUCAUCAACAGAGCAAUGAUAACUACUUGCAAGGAAUAGAAAGUGCUUCUUUCUCUUCACCAGGAUCAUUGCAGUCUUCAUUGCAGUCUUGGUCUUCCAGUAUGCUCGAGUCCUUGAGGCCCUCACCACUUGCAAAUCCAGUGGUAGCACCAGCGUCACCCUGUGCUCCAGUGCCCAUAAUCUCAAUGGACGUUGACAGCAUAACUGCCUUCUUGAUGGAUGACAAUGCAGCAGCAGCACCGCCACCAAAAGCAAAUGGUUCUAACCAAGUCACUCGUACUGAACCGAUAGUACCAGCCUCACCACUUCAGGCAGACAUAGCAGCUGGUCAUGGAGAGGUUCAGGCGCGAGGUGGAGACGGAACACCGGUGACUAAGAGGCCCAUUGACCGGCUAAUGGAUGCGAUAAGAUCUUCAUCGCCUGGAGCGCUACACAGCUCUAUUAAUUCAAUUCGGUCUUUCCUCAGCAUGAGCGACAUUGUACCACAUGGGAAAAUCGGCACAAUGUUGGAUUGCAACUCCCUGCAGCAGCAGGGUGGAUGUAAUACUGUGAACAAAAUGAAGCGAGUUUUCAAUCAUACAGGGUCGCGAUCUCAAUCACUACCGCUGGGAAGCAUGGAUGGCAGUUGCAUGUCAUUUGAGUGUGGGGCCUCAGACUCUGGAUCAAGCAGUGAGGUAAACUUUAAGAGGCAGAAAAUACAGAAUGCUAGUAAUGAGGCUCUGUUGGAAGAAAUCAAAUCUAUCAACAGCACACUGAUCGAUACAGUGCUCAGCAUAUCUGAUUACUGUGGUAUGGAUGGGAUCCCCCGCUGUGAUGGCGGGACAACAAUCAAACUGUCCUACAGUGCCGUGUCGCUUUCGCCGACCUUUAAAUCUGUCUUUGCCACAUCUGAAGCGUGUCUUGUCUUGCCGGUUAAGCUAUUCGUCCCAGCAGAUUAUCCCAGGAGCUCUCCGGUGCUCAGAAAUGACGAAGGAGAUGAGGUGCCAAGGAAGAAUUCCAGCGCCAUCUCUGCCUUGGCGGAUGUGGUGUUCCGGCACGCCCUCGACGCUCUCCUGGAACCCCAGUCGAUCGAGGCGAUGGCCAGGGCGUGGGACGCCUCCGUGCGGAAGGUCGUGACGCGGUUUGCGCGUCAGCAAGGCGGAGGGACGAUCAGCUCGAUGUUUGGUGGGUGGAAGAGAUGUGCGGCCGCAUGAGACAUGGAUCAGAUUUAGGAUGCCACACACCCGUGGCUUGUUUGUUGUAGUAUUGAAGAAACUGUAAGGUGAGUCUGUACCCAAACUGUAAGGCAUGUCUGUUGAUGGUGAUCCCUGUUGUAGAUGAUGUAAACUGUUGUUUUGUACUGUGUGAGAUAGAUGUAGAAUAGCAGCUUAGGAUAAGUAGGGGGGAAAUUCUGUUUGGAAUUCGAACUGGCUACAGGCAUGCCGAAACUGCUGUUGUAUUUUCAAUCUUGUUCUGAUGGGACAAAAAAUCCUGCAAUUUACUUGUGGUAGUAAGAAACAGUUCGUACUUGCAUGGUGAA